This is a messenger RNA of Carassius gibelio (silver crucian carp), 9474 nucleotides long. RefSeq names its product glutamate receptor ionotropic, NMDA 2A-like. Gene Ontology annotation, molecular function: NMDA glutamate receptor activity; transmitter-gated monoatomic ion channel activity involved in regulation of postsynaptic membrane potential. NCBI's taxonomy places the organism in Eukaryota, Metazoa, Chordata, Actinopteri, Cypriniformes, Cyprinidae. The coding region runs from base 1 to 4380 and encodes 1459 amino acids. Gene Ontology annotation, biological process: long-term synaptic potentiation; excitatory postsynaptic potential; synaptic transmission, glutamatergic. Gene Ontology annotation, cellular component: postsynaptic density membrane; postsynaptic membrane; plasma membrane. The record is from RefSeq and is a predicted model, not a curated record. The transcript has 12 exons.
AUGAAAUUGAGCACUAUGGGGUUUUCCAGGUUGAUUCUUCUGACUCUUCCAGCUCUCCUUACCCUCUUCAACAUCUCACAUGCGGCAGAGAAAGUGCCCAUACUGAACAUUGCCGUGAUCCUGGGUCAAACACGCUACAUCUCUGAUAGAGAUAUACGGGCUCUGUGGAGCAAAGAUGAUCCCAUUGACGUCAACGUGGUGACCCUGCUGGUGAAUGAAACGGACCCCAAAAGCAUCAUUACCCAUGUGUGCGAUCUCAUGUCUGGGACUAAAAUCCACGGGGUGGUGUUUGGGGACGGCACGGACCAGGAAGCCAUCGCCCAGAUUUUGGAUUUUAUUUCCUCUCAGACGUUGAUACCCAUUCUGGGCAUCCAUGGCGGCUCGUCCAUGAUCAUGGCAGAUAAGGAUGUAAAAUCGACAUUCUUCCAGUUCGGGGCCUCCAUCCAACAGGAGGCGCUACUUAUGCUCAACAUCAUGGAAGAGUACGACUGGCAUGUCUUCUCCAUAGUGACCAGUAAGUUUCCAGGCUACCAGGAUUUCAUUGCCAUCCUGAAGACCACAGUUGACAACAGCUUUGUCGGUUGGGACCUCCAGCACACCAUCACCCUGGACGUCGUAGAUGGGGACUCCAGGACCCAGAUCCAGCUGAAGAGGGUGCAGUCUCCAGUCAUCCUCUUGUACUGCUCAAAGGACGAAGCGGCUUACAUCUUGGAAGAGGCCCGAUCACUGGGCCUGACCGGUUUCGGGUACAUCUGGAUCGUGCCCAGCUCGACCACGGGCAACCCAGACAUCACACCAGAUACAUUCCCCUCUGGAAUGAUCUCUGUAUCCUACGAUGACUGGGACUAUCCUCUUGAGGCACGGGUUCGAGAUGGGCUUGGGAUUAUAACCACGGCAGCUGCAGCUAUGUUGGAAGAGUUUGGGGACAUCCCAGAGGCCAAAACCAGCUGCUAUGGGCAACUGGAAAAAACCAAGUUGCCACCCAGCGUGUUACACAAGUACAUGAUGAACGUGACUUGGGACGGCAGAGAUUUGUCCUUCACCGAGGACGGUUACCAGGUGUAUCCCAAACUGGUUGUGAUCGUGCUGAACAAGGAAAGAGAGUGGGAAAAGAUGGGCAAAUGGGAGAACCAGAGUUUGACUUUGAAAUUUCCUGUGUGGCCUCGCUUCAACUCUUUUGGUGAUGCGGAGACAGACGACAAUCACCUGAACAUUGUAACUCUAGAGGAGAAGCCUUUUGUCAUUGUGGAGAAUGUGGAGCGCCGGACAGGCACCUGCAUGAGAAACUCUGUGCCCUGUCGCAAACACAUCAAAGACAACACCACUGAGGGAGGAGGAACGUACAUUAAAAAGUGCUGCAAAGGAUUCUGCAUCGACAUCCUCAAGAAAAUCGCUCGGAAUGUGAAGUUCACCUAUGACCUUUACCUAGUGACCAACGGGAAGCACGGGAAGAAGAUCAACAACGUGUGGAAUGGCAUGGUGGGAGAGGUGGUGACCAAAAAAGCAGUCAUGGCUGUGGGCUCCCUGACAAUCAAUGAGGAGCGUUCAGAGGCCAUCGAUUUCUCUGUCCCCUUCGUGGAAACAGGGAUUAGUGUGAUGGUAUCCCGUAGCAACGGAACCGUCUCUCCAUCAGCGUUUUUAGAGCCCUUCAGCGCGUCUGUGUGGGUGAUGAUGUUUGUGAUGCUGCUGCUGGUGACUGCGAUGGCUGUCUUCAUGUUUGAGUACAUCAGCCCCCUGGGCUUCAACAGGAACCUCGCUCAGGGCAAAGACCCCCACGGACCAUCCUUCACCAUGGGGAAAGCAGUGUGGCUGUUGUGGGGCCUGGUGUUUAACAACUCUGUGCCUGUGCAAAACCCCAAAGGCACCACCAGUAAAUUCAUCGUGUCCAUCUGGGCCUUCUUCGCUGUCAUCUUCCUGGCCAGUUACACUGCCAACCUCGCUGCCUUCAUGAUCCAGGAGGAAUUUGCGGACCAACUGACAGGUCUAAGCGACAAAAAGUUUCAGAGUCCCUACUCCUACUCCCCUCCUUUCCGCUUUGGAACGGUUCCAAAUGGCAGCACAGAGAGGAACAUCCGUAAGAAUUACCCCGACAUGCACCAGUACAUGGUGAAGUACCAUCAGUCCGGGGUGAACGAUGCACUGGUCAGCUUGAAGACUGGUAAACUGGAUGCCUUCAUAUAUGAUGCAGCUGUGCUGAACUACAUGGCUGGUAGGGAUGAGGGGUGUAAACUAGUGACCAUUGGUAGUGGCUACAUCUUUGCUACCACUGGCUACGGCAUCGCCCUGCAGAAAGGAUCAGCCUGGAAACGCUCAGUGGAUCUGGCCAUUCUGGCUAUUAUUGGAGAUGGUGAGAUGGAGGAGUUGGAGGCUCAAUGGCUGACUGGGAUCUGCCACAAUGAGAAGAACGAGGUAAUGAGCAGCCAGCUGGAUGUGGACAACAUGGCUGGAGUGUUCUACAUGCUGGCGACUGCCAUGGGUCUCAGCCUCAUUACCUUUGUCUGGGAGCACCUGUUCUACUGGAGACUCAGAUACUGCUUCACUGGCAUCUGCUCGGGCACACCUGGCCUGCUCUUCUCCAUCAGCAGGGGUAUAUGGAGUUGCAUUCACGGUGUUCACAUCGACAUGAAGAAAAAGUCAUCUGACCUGGACUUCAGUCCACAGUCCAACAUGCUUAAGCUUAUCAAGUCUGCCAAGCAGAUGACUAAUAUGACCAACCUCAGUGGCUCCAGGAUGAACUCUCCUAAACGUGGUGGUGAGUUCAUGCAUUCAGCAAGCCCCAUGAUCAUGGACAUGAUGGCAGAGAAAGGGAACUUCAUCUACACUGACAAUCGUAGCUAUGCCCAAAAGGACAUCUAUGGAGACUCCAGUGAAUUGCAGGCAUAUCUGGCAAACCGUCAUAAGGACCAUCUAAACAACUACAUCUUCCAAGGUCAGCAUCCCCUCACCCUCAAUGAAUCAAACCCUAAUACUGUAGAGGUGGCGGUGAGUGAAGACACAGCCCAGACCAAUGCAAAACCCCGAGCUCUGUGGAAGAAAUCUGUGGAUACUUUGCGUCAAACUCAGGGGUCUGAAACCCUAGAUCCCCGUUUGUCCAUGAAGAGUCAGAGGUACCUGCCAGAGGACACGGCACACUCCGAUAUCUCCGACUGCUCAAGCAGGGCAAACUCCUACAAGGAUCCAGACAAUAACAAGCACCUGAAGGCCAAGGAUAACUUAAAAAAAAGAUCGAUGACGUCAAAAUACCCUAGGGAUUGCAGUGAAGUAGAGCUGUCCUACUUAAACAAAAAGGAGGGCGGAGCAGGCAGAGAGAAAAUAUACACCAUAGAUUCUGACCGGGAGCUGAGUCUGCACUCAGAGUCACAACACUACAGAGAAGGCAGGGGCCUAACAACUGAUGAUUUGGAUUUUGGCGAAAUUUACUCAGACCACAAUGACAAUUACAGGAAAUGUGACCAGCCCAUCAUACAUCUCAAUAGCAGCCCCCUACAUCAAAGUGAAUCGGAUCUGCUGCCGGAAAGCAUUUAUAACAAACACUACAGCAUGAAGGAGAAGAAUCUCAGUCCUCACGAAACCAACGACCGGUUCAAACAGACUCAUUGCCGGAGCUGUCUUUCUAAGGUACCCAACUAUAGCACUGGGCCGUACACUGCCCUAAGAUCACCGUAUAACCGGUGCGAGGCAUGCCUCCACAUGGGCAACCUGUAUGACAUCAGUGAGGACCAAAUGCUGCAGGAGGCCAUGAUCAACCCUGGCAUGCACCACGAUGACAUGUUUAGCCACUACUGGCCUCAGACAGAUGGGCCACACGUACAGAGGAGGAACAGACUGAGGCUCAGCCGCCAGCACUCCUUUGACAAUAUCAUGCUUGAGAAGCCCAAAGAAAUUGACCUGAACCGGCCGGCGCGGAGCGUCAGCCUAAAGGAGAAGGACCGCUUCCUGGAGGAUAGCUCUUAUGCAAACAUGUUUAACAUCAAGGCUGACAAACUAUUCGGCAGCAGGUCCAUGUUCUUUAACCGAAACCUGGAGGAAAGCAAGCGUAGUAAGUCACUUUACCCUGAUUACCCCUCGGACAACCCCUUCAUGCAAUCUGUACGGGAUGACACUCGCUUGGUCCACGGCAGGAGCUCCUCUGACAUUUACAAACAGUUGGCUCCCAUCAAAGCUAGGAACGAGAACAAUCUGAGGUCCUCCGUGAAGUCCACCACUUCAUACUGUUCCAGGGACGGUCGAAUACCCAAUGACAUGUAUAUUUCAGAGCAUGUAAUGCCUUAUGUAGCCAACAAGACUAGUGCAUACUCAGCUCCCCGGGUUCUCAACUCUUCGCAGUUUAGCAAUAGACGAGUGUAUAAGAAAAUACCUAGUCUCGAGUCAGAUGUUUAAUGCUUUUUUGUGUAGUUGAACUAUUUACUCACUUAGAAUGCCACAGUCACCUACAUCUACUAAGUACCCGAGAUACCGCUCUUCUUAUACGAGCACUUUCCAGAGGUUACUUCUGGGCAGGUAUCUGCAGAAAGAGAGUUAGUCAAGUGUAAGCCAAUAAAAUGUGAUCCAGCAUGGAAGUUCCUGAUCCUAGGGCAAGCAAGGGUAUUUCAUCCAUGGCACUUGGCAAUUGCAUUUUUGCUUUUAUUACUAUAGACUUGGGAUUUUUGGCAUUCUAAUCCCUAUUUAGAAUUUAGUCUCUUCUAUAUCUUAUUUGGUAGCACAAUAAUCAUUAGUUAACUACCCACCUCUGCUUUAUAAACAGAACUUCUAUAUUACCCGCAGAAAUAGAUUUAUUUUGCAUGUGUGUUUCUUUUCUUGUCUUAUUUCAGUUGAAGAUACUUGCAUUAAGGUGAUUUUGUUCGACAGCUAAGGUGGACAUCUGUGCAAUGAAAACUUGAUCUGUAUGUGGGUUGUUCAACAGGGAAUAUUAUGUUGAUCUUCCAUUUCCAGAUUGUGGGGAGGUUUUUGCGACGGAAGUUUGUCUCACAUUUAUUUCAUUCAAAACUUCCAUCUGUCGCUGUACACUGUGAAACCGAAUCGAAACAUCACCUCUCGAAGACUUUUGUUUACUGUAGUUUGGCGGAGCCUCGCUUCGCGGUUGCAAUUCACUCAUUAAGAGGGCCACUUGUGAAGCUUGAAGUCUGAACUAGAGCAUUGGUUUUCUGUUGCAGUCUGUAACACGAUCAACACCAUAUUCACAUUGAGGACUACCGCGCAAGACCUUUGUUCUGCAGACCUAUUACUAAACUUUAUACUGUACAGACACACUCAAUGAACUCCAUGCAAUGUGAAUCAGAACACAUAGCCAAAUCGUGUAUUAGAUCAAAUACCUCAGGAUGGUUCUGUGUCAUUUUGUGUAACCUUUUCUCUACACCACCUAAAGGCACAUUCACAUUGCAUUUUGGCAUGCUUUCCUCCAAUCCGCUAUGGUUGUCCGAGGACUUUCAUUGAGUUUAGAGGGAAUCUUUCAGCCAUCUUUGAAAUGAGCUUUUAUGUUUACGACUCCAAUGUUUGUUGGAAAACAGGAUGUGUAUCAACAUGAACGUGUUGUAUGACUGCUCUAGCAGCUUCCGCUCUCAUUCCAGAAUUGCUUUCUUUGAACUUCCUCAAUGACGUGACAUAAUUCACUGUACACUUAUCUUGAAUAUGUCAUCAGUAUCAUAAUCAUGAACUUAUUCAUCAUAUGAAGUGCUGCUUUAAGAAGCUAAUGUGCGUAUGCACAUGUAAAAUAUCAAAGUCUUGUAAUCAUAUAUGCCAUACAUUGUUUUUACUCUUUGCAAGUUGUUUUUCAGUUAUUUUUUUCACCCUUGUAAUAACCCCGGUCUUUAAGGAAAAUGUAUUUUGAUUACAUGAACAUGAAUUAUAAUAAUGGCAUGCAACUCAAUUGUAACUCUUUCUAUGUUUUUGUUCUGAUGUUAUGAUCACACAUUAUUUGUAACAGGGUGCAAAUAUAGCAUAUAUAUGGAAAGAAAAUGAUCAUUUAUGUUGCAGAGCUGCUGUUUGGGGGAAAUAAGCAAGGUAUUAGCCUCUAGUAUUAAUCACAGAGCCACAUCUGCAUUGAUUUCGUAUCCUUUGUGGGACGAGGUGAAUAUCCUUGCUCUUCCUCGAUUGGCAGGUGAAAACAUCACCAGCUAUGCUUUCUGUGUCUUACCUGUCACAUAUAAGGCCAGACUUAACCUGUAAAGAGAGAGAGAGAAAAAAAAAGUCCUAUUCGGGCCUGCUAUCCCUCCAAAGAUAUGACGUCUUCUUGAUUUUCUCUAUUAUCUAUGGUUUGCUGUAAGAAUAGAGCUUUUUUAAUUCCUCAAAGACUUAACAACUAUUUUGAAUAUAUGACACUUGUAAAUUUGCUUGUAAAUUCACACUCUAAUAAUUCAUGAACGUUAUGAUGACACAGAGUAAACUAUUUUUUUGUGGGGGUUUCACAGGUCUGUACAGUAGCACUCAUUUUCUGUAAUGGCGUGUACGAAAAACGACUCACAAAGUCUGCAUCAAAAUGGCACCUUGCGAGAUUUCAGAGUCUCCAUGCAGUUUGUUAUCAGGGAUUGUAGCCCUGCAGUUUUUUAAGCUUGAACAUUUCAGGGCUGGGUGUUGGGACUGCAGGUAUUGCGGCAGAUAAGUAAAUACUGUCAAUCCACUUGAAGGUGAGCUUGGAUCAAGCAUGCCUACAGAUCGAUGUGAGGAGAACUGGCUUCUUUGGUUCAUAGAUAUGAGCCGUUGUGAGACUGCAGGGUACGAAUCCAUCUUGCUCAUGAACCAAAGCUCUGUGACCACUCUGGCAUAUCGUUUAGGCUGCCAAACUUCUGGGAUUUUUACACAGAAACAUAUUGAAAACCAAAAUGUAAUUUUUACUUCAACAUUCUGUAUUUGUCGAAGGUUAUCGGAGGCAGUUGGAUGGAGCAACACAGGUCAUGUAUUGAUUGCAACAGGAUACAGAUGAACUGGGUGGAAUUAUUUUAUGUAGCAGUUUUUGGCUAUGCAAAAGCCAUCUGUAGUUUAUUAAAAUAUAUAUAUUAUAUUUUUGGUUUUAUUUACCUCUCAUAGAAUAGUACACAGAUGUGUAGCUCAGAUGCUGAUUAUUUCCAUAAGACGAGCUAAACUAGGCAAAGCGCUGUAGUUCAGUUUCUAAAAUACAGUAAGCGAGGAUUUUUAAGUCCGAAAAAAAAUUGAGUACUUUCUCAGUUACACCUUAAACGCUAGUUAAGGGUUAAUCUGUUUUGUCCUUCACAUUUGUUACGCUCCACUUAUUUCAACAGAGAUGUGUGUUUUUCUACAUUUCUCCAUGGAUCGUGAAGAGAGGGACGUUUCGGAUCAGCGGCUAAAGGCGCCCAGUCCGUAUGCUGAAUAUUUACACUUUAAAAGUCUUUUCAGAUAACAGAGAUGCCUCCAUCACCACGAGUUAGUCUUUCAUAAAAACCCAUUAGCCUAAAAGAUACAUACAAAACCAAUUUUCUUUCCCUUUGAGGCGAGUUUUAUGACAGCAUAGGACAGAAUAUCAAAAAGUGAACUAUGGAAGUAGGGAUGUGAGACGUUACUUAACAUGACAAUGGAUCUCCUUCUAAGUCAAUUCUGCAUCCACAUGGAAGACCAUUUGAAUUCCAUUCUUUCCCGAAAUGAUAUUUUGCCAAGUGCAGUGUAGUAAGAACAAUAGGCCCUUUCGGCUGCCAGGCAAGCUGUUCUACUGUCACUGCAUCAUUGGCUGUGUUCCCAUCGAGGUAGUUUGAAGGAGAAAUCACCUCAGCUCAAAUUACAUCUGCCAGAGCCGCACAAGGCACAGUGAGAAGGGGCAGGUGGCUAAAGACAGGAGCGAGAGUCCUCAUGCAUGACUGUGUCGACUGCAGCUCACUCCCUUUCGUUCUCAGGCUGCUUUAUAACCCUCAGGAAGACGUUUGCAGGGGCAAAACUGGCAGCUUGGAAACAAUACGGAAACACUCUAUCAGUCGUGUGGCUCUUUUAGCAAUGCCAUUUUUAUCAUUGCAUUACUGAUGUGAGGAUUAUUCAGUCACCUUAAGUUUUUUUUUUUUUUUUUUUUUUUUAAUGCUGCUUUUGAUUUCUUUAAUGCAUUUCCAGUAACAUAAAUUGUGAUGCUUGAUUAUUUUAUUUUAAUAGUGAAUCAAAAUAAAGGACAGACAGUGAUUUAGUGGGUACCGACCUUAAAGGAGGCAGAAAGUAUCUUUUUUUUAUUCUUUGUUUGGUUGUUUGAGUUUGUUUGAGCACAGAGCUGAUGGAAUACUUGCACUUAUUAAAGGAUAAAGAACGCUGCCUUCCUUGUGAAAUGGACGAUUUUGAUCGUAGUGGACUCAGACGAAAAAAAAAAUAGAACCACUUGUGUUCUUGUGAGCUUUGCAUCCAUAUUUUAUGUGGUUAAAAGUAGAAAUUAUUUUAGAACAGCAUUUUAUACUGGGGCGGGCAGGGAUUGUCAUGUGACCUAUAUAACCUAUUUAUCACUGAAACCAUGUGACCUGCUGCCCAAAUGUUCUUUUAUAAUGAAGCAUUAUCACCUGUGUGCGUACUGAAAUGUCUUAAGAACUUUUUAAUGUAAGUUGGAAGUAAUUGCUUACAUAAAGCUGAAAACACAAAUUUGCAUUAAUGAAAUCAUUUCUGCUAUUGCAAAAUUGCAUGAGAAAGUACUAAUUCAGUGGGGUGUUUUAAACAUAUCCCUGUUCUCUCUAAAGUACAUUUAAUUUGGAACAUAACGUAUUGUGUUCAGAUUAUUAUUAUCAUUAUAUAUAUUUUUUUUUUUUCAUUCUCUGCUUUUUUAUGUGUACAUAGAUCAUAUUAAAAGAACAGGUCUGAUAUGUGACUUGAGAAAUAUCAAUACAAUGUGGUUGCAGGACAUGUGCUGGGUUAAAAGAUAUAUAAACAUGUAUAUAAGUCAAAGUUUCAUUUUUCUAAUAAAGGCUCUUUCUGCCACUUUAUAUGAUCACUGUAUCUGUUGCGGUAUGUUUCCGAAGCCUGUGCUCCAGGUGAAUGUUGCAGACACCUCGAAAGUUCAUGAAGCAGGGGGUUGGGAGCUGACUGACAGCUCUGGUAAUUCCGAGUGAUGAUUGGUACAUGCCGUAAUGGCUCUCAGGCCUCGAGUCUUCAGCCUGAGCAUGUGUGAAACGGGCCAGGACCCAGCAAUAUUACACGAGUCAAAAAAGCAGCUUUGCUAUCAGCAGAAAUGGGGCAUUUUGUGUGCACAAUGGAGAUACUCUGUCACAGACAGCUUUGAGAAAUAAAAGAGAGAUUUCUCUGUUUUGUGAUUUUUUUUUUCUUCGUUUUGCAUCCAUCUAUUGAGACAAUCCAUGUAUUAACAGUAUUGUUAUCAGUAUUAAGAAACAACUAAAUGGUAUUUUAUUUUUCACACAUAACUGAAAAGCCUAUUUUGAAUGGCCUCCUUUGGUCUUGAUAACAACUUUCAUUCUUGCUGACAUUGUUUUUAUGUACUUUUCCACAGUCUCUGUUGUUAUUGACUAUUAUUGGGCAUCUGAAUAAAAAAAUAAUAAUUAUAAA